Durusdinium trenchii is the source of this 2802-nucleotide messenger RNA. Lineage: Eukaryota; Dinophyceae; Suessiales; Symbiodiniaceae. The record is from the annotation of a GenBank genome assembly.
AUGCAUGCUCUGAAGGCCUCCAGCUUGGAGCAUACGCAAGAGCUGGAGCAGUGGAAGACCCUCUCAGAGAAGGUCUCCGACGUGCGCCGAGGACUCGUGGUCGAGCUGGAAAAAGCGCAGUCCACCGGUAGGCAGCACGACGAGUCGUUGCGCCUUUGCGAGAGCCGGCUGGAGAAGCUCUCCAGUGGUGUCUCCGAGAUCUCGCAAGGUGUGGUCGAUGCAAAGGCCUUGGCGCAGAAGGGCGUGGAUCGAGCCCAGCAGAGCUUCGAGCUCACGCAGCAGCGUGCGGUCGAGCUGAAGGAGCUCCUCGAGCAGCAAGGCGCCGACACCGGGCCCAAGCUGGAGGCGUUGCGGAGUGCUCAGGCGGAGCACUCGAAGCAGCUGGAGCAGUUGGGCCGCAGUUGUGGAGACCUCACCGAGGCACGUCGAGGUCUCCUUGCGGACGUGGAAAAGUGCCAAUCUGCCAGCAGGCAGUUGGAGGAAGCUCUGAGACAUGCAGAGGUGAAGAUCGAGAAGAUCUCCUCCUUCUCGAACCAGCAUUCUGAAGGCCUGGCCGAGGCCCGCACCUUCGCCCGGGACAGCGCCGAGAAGGCGGUGCUGCAGCUGCGGCAGCUGCUGGAGAGCCAAGUCGCCGAGCUCAAGGAGCAGAUGCAGGAGCAGAUGGAGCGUCGAAGCGGAGAUGCAUUCAAGGCGUUGAAGGCCUUGGAGGUGGACCAGCAACAGCAGCUGGAGCGGCUCUCGCGCACGAGCGCGGAGCUCUUGGAGGCGAAGAAAGGACUCGGACGCCGUGAGAUGCAUUUGACAGCGCGUGGUCGAAAGGAUCUGAAAGGAUCAUGGUUCGGAUUAGGUUUGGUGCGCGACACCAAUGUCAUCAACACGAUGAUGAUGUCAGUGGCCUCCAUGGCCAUCGUUUGCUUGACCUGGGUCGUCUUCGGAUUCUCCUGGGCCUUUGGAGACAACGGCGGUGGCUUCGGGAUGUUUGUGGGGAACUUUGAGUACAGCUUCUGGAUGAAUCUGGACAUGAAGAUGUGGGGCGACUCCGGACUGCCAGGUCUGUGCUUCGCAGCCUUCCAGAUGACCUUUGCCAUCAUUGCCUCGGCGAUCAUCUCCGGCUCGUUGGUGGAGCGCAUGCGCUUCAGCGCUUACUCCAUCAUGUUGGCCUUGUGGUCCCUGCUGAUCUACGCCCCGCUCUGCCACUGGGUUUGGGGCCCCAACGGCUGGAUCGCCGAGAUGGGCGCUUUGGACUUCGCGGGCGGUACCGUGGUUCACAUCAGCUCCGGUGUCUCGGGUUUGGUGGCUGGCGCCAUCGUGGGACCGCGACGCCAUGUGGAGAAGGAGCUGGGCCCGGCCAACGCGCCCUUCGUGAUCUUGGGUGGCAGCCUCCUUUGGUUUGGCUGGUUGGGCUUUAAUGGUGGCUCCGCCUUGUCCGUGAGCGACGGCGUGGCAGCACGUGCGGUGGCCACCACGUUCGUGGCAGCCGCCUCCUCCAUGCUCAGCUGGCUGAUGCUUGAACGUCUUCUCAAAGGCAAAUCCAGCAGUGUGGGCGCCUCCGUCGGCGCGGUGGCCGGACUCGUGUGCAUCACCCCGGGCGCCGGCUUCGUGACACCCGGCUGGAGCAUCGUGAUUGGGGCCUUGGGCGCAGUCUGGUGCUACGUCUCCGUGGAGGUGGUGAAUCGCGUGAACUUGGUCGAUGACACGCUGGAUGCCUUCGGCUUGCAUGGCAUGGGCGGCAUUGGUGGGGCCAUCUUGACGGGAAUCUUUGCCUUGGAUGGUGGCCUCAUCUACACCGGAAACUUUGAAUUGUUGGGCAAGCAGAUCGCCGGUGCCAUGGCCGGUGUGGCCUUCUCCGCCAUCGGUACUGCCAUCAUCGUGGUGGCGCUGCGCUUGGUCAUGAGGGUGAGAAUCCCCGAAGAGCAAGAGAUUGAGGGUGUUGACCAGCACACCCACGGCGAGACCUACCACAGCCCUGUGAAGAAGCAACUGGAGGAGUCCCUGCGACACGUGGACGCGCGCCUGGAACGCGUCUCCCUGGUGGCCACGCAGAGCUCCGAAGGCGUGGCUGAAGUGAAGACUUUGGCGCUGCACUCCGCGGAGAACGCGGUGAUGCGCAGCCGGGAUCUGCUGGAGCAACGCUCGGCCGAGCUGAAGGCACGCAGCGACGCUGCGCAUGAAGAGCUGCGAUCAGUGCGAGUGUUCAUCCAGGAGGAAGGUCAACGACACCUGCAGGCAAGCCAUGCUGAAGCAAGUGCUUGUGAACAUCGUGUGAGAGAAUGGCUCGUGGUGCACGAGAAGGAAGCGCAAGAUCUGCGAGCCAACCUCGAUGAGCAGAUGAAACGUCAGGAGACCUUGUCGACCGCUUUGCAGGAGGUCUCGGAGAUCUUUCAGAGCAAAGUCUCGAAGGUCACCACCGACUUUGCCGAGCAGAAGGACAACCUCAAGAAGUAUCUCACGGAUGCCUUGCGCAAGUGCGAGCAGAAGUUGCAGGCUCUGACCGCCCAGCCUCGGGUGAUGGCUUUGGUGAUGGACGAGCUGGAGGGGGUCGUUCGGGGUGUCACCCAACGAGAGCUGCAGGUCUUUCAGCGAGAGGCUCUGGAUUCGAUGGAGUGGAAGCUGGAACGCUGUGUGCAAUGGCUGCACGGAGCCAAUGUGAAGCUGGGCUUGAACCCACAGGGCACGCUCUUCUCCACCGACCGGUUCCGUGAGAUGCUCUUUGAAGAGUCCGAUCCAGUGACGCCAGGUUCGCAGCCAAGGGGCACCAUCCAGUCGGCGCGCGCGAGAAGCGGGUCACGCACAAGGUCUUGA